Desarmillaria tabescens is the source of this 1502-nucleotide messenger RNA. RefSeq lists its product as uncharacterized. NCBI's taxonomy places the organism in Eukaryota, Fungi, Basidiomycota, Agaricomycetes, Agaricales, Physalacriaceae. The record is from RefSeq and is a predicted model, not a curated record. Bases 157 to 1197 code for a protein of 346 amino acids. The transcript is spliced from 6 exons.
CGUCAUGGUUAUUAUAAAUAUCUGCAUUUGCGUAGGCUAUCGGCAUCCGAUAAUGCAGAAAGACUCCGAUCUGAUGUUGCGCCUCCAUUGGCAAUACAUCCGCGCCUGACCAUAUAUAAAGCUGCGAAGCACGGAAGACUUAUCAUUAUCCUCGUAAUGGCUCCUAGGACUCAUGAACAAUUCGUUGCAGACCAAACUAGGCCAAUGCCCGCUGUCGUCACCGCCGACUUGAGCGGAAAGACACUCGUCCUCAUCGGUGCCAAUUCUGGUCUGGGAUUCGAGGCUGCAAAGCAUUUCGCCAGGAUGAACCCUGCGCGGCUGGUAUUGACCGCAAGAGACGAAACAAAGGGAAAGCAGGCUCUGGCCCAAAUCCAAGCGGACACUGGCUAUUCCAAGGCAGAGUUAUGGAUCAUUGAUCUCGCCAACUUUAAUAGCGUCGUUGCGUUCGCUGAUAGGGCCGACCGGGAACUAGAGCGAUUGGAUAUCCUCAUAGAGAACGCUGGCAUGGGGACGUGGGUCUACGAACAAGCGGAGGGCUGGGAGAAAACUAUACACACAAACAACCUUGGUCCCGGUUUACUUGCUAUUCGUAUGAUCCCGAAGAUGCUUGAGACCGCUCGCAAGCAUUCUGUCAACCCAAGGCUCGUCAUCGUUGCGAGCGAGGUGCACUACUCGACGACGAUUGAAAAGGACGUCAUAGCCUCCCCUAGAAUCCUUGCGAAACUCUCAGAUGAAGGGUAUUGCACGAAAGAGGUAAUGAAGCACCGAUAUCAUGAUACCAAAUUGUUCAACGUUCUCUUCGCCCGAGCUCUGCAACUCCAUGUGCCGUCUACACCACCGAUCACCGUCAACUCUCUGAACCCCGGAUUCUGUUUCUCGAACCUCUUGGCUAACUCUGGUGUCCCUCUUGACUCUGAGGAGGGAAAAGCCAUGCUUAAGAUGCGAGACGAAUUGGCGUUCACUACAGAAGAAGGGAGCCGGCAGUUGGUAUACGGCGCCGUCGGCUCUCUGGAUGACGAGGCAAAGCUUCGUGGCAAGUAUAUUCAUAUGUCUGAGGUCGCGGAGGAGAGCGACUUUGUAAUCAGCGAGGAUGGGAAGAUCGUCCAGAAUAAAGUUUGGGAAGAAAUGUUGGAGAUUUUGGGUAAAAUUGAUCCCAAGGUUUCGGAGGUGGCUAAUGCGUAUCUCACGAAAGCUUGAUAUUCGCGUAGUCGCAAUGUGCAUUAUAUUGGCGGUGAAUCGAGAUGCACACGGAGCGACCCUGUCUAUUCUCAGGCGGCUAACAAAUAAGCUUUAUCCAAAGGUCGAGCCCGUACUCUCUACUACCCUUCCAUGGGUCUGCUUGUGCUUGAAGAAAAAGAAUGCGAAGCACGAAUCCCCUUACUACCUCCAGCCUUCGAGAAAAAAUAUGUCAUUCUGCAGUUGAUGGAUCCAUAUCGCGGGGUUCGAUAGACAUAUGGAUGCAAUGGCGCAACGCUACGCUAUGACAAGGGAAAGCAAUAGCA